This is a messenger RNA of Aspergillus aculeatus ATCC 16872, 1425 nucleotides long. RefSeq names its product putative negative regulator of DNA transposition (Rtt106) (gene rtt106). The coding region runs from base 1 to 1425 and encodes 474 amino acids. The record is from RefSeq and is a predicted model, not a curated record. The transcript is spliced from 4 exons. Gene Ontology annotation, molecular function: histone binding; nucleosome binding. Lineage: Eukaryota; Fungi; Ascomycota; Eurotiomycetes; Eurotiales; Aspergillaceae.
AUGGCAUUUGCCACAAUAAACUCCUCAUCUUCAGCUCCUCCACCGAGGAGCUCCGUUAUUGAUGGUGCCUUUGCUGCCGAACCUGCCCUUAGAAAACGUGUUUACGAUGCGAUCGAGCAAACCCCGCAUUAUGCGCCGCUAUUCGAAGACGUUGCCAGAUAUACAUCCAACCUGCUGGCCAGGUCUGUCGCCAACGCCCGCGUUCAGCCCAUCGAGGCCGUCAGCGACGACGGCCCAGCGGCGAAGAAACGCAAGACCCAAAACGGUGGGGAUGGUCAUACAGCUGCCGCUGCGCAACAGUCCCCGGGCGACUUGAAAGCCGACGCACCACUACAAUUCUACAUGCAGGAUGUUUCCUUCGCUGUGCCGCAGCGGAAGAAGCUUACACUGGAGAUCACUGCCGGAGGUGGAUUCCUCCGCGCAAGGAAUCAGACGUCGAAAGAGGUGGAGUUCGGGGUCGAGUUGGAUAAGAUCCAGCACGUUCUGUGUCUUCCAGUCCCGGAAAAGAACCAGCGACAAUUCAAUUUCUGCAUUAUCCCCCGAUAUAGUGAUGGCAUCAACACUCCUCCGGAAGGUGUCGCUGCUUCUGAGUGUAUUGUGUGGACGGUGGCCGAUGGGCCACCCAAAGCAGCGUUUUCGGGAACCGGUCAGCAGCUGGGGACAACUGAGGGCGAGAGCGCGGAGAAGGUGGUUCAACAGGUCUUGAACGAUAAUCUGAUGCGGACCAAGGUGAUCCGCCCCGAUGAGCGCCAAUUUGUGAGCGCAAUUCCGGAAGCUCAUCGGAAGGGGGAGAAGGCUUUCCAUGUCAAGGCCCAUCGCGGGAGUAAAGAUGGUUAUCUUUUCCUUCUUUCUACCGGGAUCCUGUUCGGCUUCAAGAAGCCGUUGAUAUUUUUCGCCUUCGAAAACAUUGAAUCGAUUUCCUACACAUCUGUCCUGCAGCGAACAUUCAAUCUCAACAUCCUAGCCCGUCCGUCCGGCAGCGACGAGACCCAGGAGCUUGAGUUCUCCAUGAUCGACCAGGCGAAUUUCUCUGCAAUUGACACCUACAUCAAAAAGCACGGCCUACAAGAUGCUAGUCUAGCAGAAGCCCGCCGUGCGAAACGAUACAAUGUCAACGGUGCCAAGACCGGAGAUGAUGCCACUACCACUGCAGAAGGGGUUGCUGAAGCAGAAGAAGAAGAGAGUGAAUUGCAAAAGGCACAACGUGAGCUUGAAGACCAAGAGGAUGAGGAUGAGGAGGACUAUGACCCUGGCAGCAGCAGUGAAGAUGGAAGCGGCAGCAGCAGCAGCGAGGAAGACGACGAGGACGACGAGGACCAGGACGAGGAUGAGGAUGAGGAUGAGGAUGGUGAGGAUGAUGGUCGCGAUCUUGUAGCGGAAGAGCUCGGCAGUGAAGCCGAGGAUGUUUCUGCCGAAGAGUUGUAA